UAUAGUUACAAGUAGAUUUAUUGUGGACAAUUUAAUUAAGUAGUAAAUAAGCAGUUAUUCAUAUUUACAGUGCUCAUUCAAAAGUUAUUAUACUCAAAAAUGGAUUAUGAAACCAUUAGAGAGACUCCAUUAACAGCUAUUGGAGCAUAUACUGUGCAUCCUAAAAGGAAAAAUAUUGCUUUUGGACGAUGGGCCAUUCCUGUUAUGGCUCGGAUGAUGCAAAAUCCUGACGUACUACAAAAGAGGAAAGCUCUUCAAUCUAUGUGUGACUAUGUGUUCGACUCAAGACGUGUUGCUUCGAAAGAAUUUUUGCGUAUAGUACCCGUUUUGAAGAGCUUGGCAGACGAUACAGAUGCUAGUGUAAGAAACAAACUUGCGGAAUGUUUCGCAGCUAUUGCUGCUACAGCAGCUGGACGGCGACAGUUUGAGAAACAACACUUUUAUACUGAGGUAUUAAAGCUUCUAGAUGACGAAAAUGAAGAAGUCAGGAAGUCGACGAGCGAAGUUCUCGAACGAAUAGCUUUGUCUCCAUUCUGUGCUGAAUCUCUCGUGAAAGCUGGAGCAAUAGCAAAAUUAAUAAAUAGAAUACCGGAAGAAACCGAAGAUGUUUUGGUACCUCUGUUGCAGACAUUACAUAUAUGCUGCCUUUUGGACCCUGACAAAGGUUUACUAGCGAAUGGAUUAGAAAUAUUAAUGCCUCUGUUGAAAAGUUCACAUCCGAGAGUGAGAGAAAAAGCUGCAACCGUGUUCAAGGAUCUUACGGUAGAAGCGAAGGGAAGAAACCAGGCAUUAGAGUUAUCUGCCUUGAAUCUCUUGCUUGAACUUUGCAACGAUGAGGAUGAAUUAGUACAAAUGAAAGCACUUUCAGCUGUUAUGAUGAUAGCCAUUGCAACUCCUGCAAGGUUCAUAGCUAUCGAGAAAAAUGCUAUAAAUAAAAUUCUGCCUCUCUUAAACAGCAGCAGGACAGAAAUACGCCUGAACUCACUAAAGGUUAUGGAGAACCGUGAGGCUCAUGGUUUUAUACUCCCACAGUUGAGACUGCCUAAGUACAAAUCCUAG
This is a messenger RNA of Stegodyphus dumicola, 1059 nucleotides long. Its product is annotated as radial spoke head 14 homolog. The record is from RefSeq and is a predicted model, not a curated record. NCBI's taxonomy places the organism in Eukaryota, Metazoa, Arthropoda, Arachnida, Araneae, Eresidae.